Messenger RNA from Penaeus indicus, 6509 nucleotides. Its product is annotated as calcium-activated chloride channel regulator 1-like. The record is from RefSeq and is a predicted model, not a curated record. The coding region runs from base 114 to 2048 and encodes 644 amino acids. Lineage: Eukaryota; Metazoa; Arthropoda; Malacostraca; Decapoda; Penaeidae. Gene Ontology annotation, molecular function: protein binding. The transcript has 13 exons.
UCCUUUGAACUCCACUGCCGCCCAGGAAGUCCCUGAGCCUCGCGUGCGCGUGGUUCGCGAGCGCCCGCCGGGGAUAGCGCUGGUUAUCGACGCGUCCGGCAGCAUGGUCAGACAUGAGCGCGGCAAGAGACUGCAGCGAGCCAUAUCUCGGUGGAUACUUCGCGAUGCCCCCCGACAACACCUCCCUGGCCAUACUCGUAUUCUCCGACGACGUGAGAGUCGUACAGAACCUGACCCAACUCGACAGCGAAGCGACAAGGCGCGCCCUCGUCAGAAGCUUGAACCACAGGCGGGUGGGCGGAACAUGCAUCGGCUGUGGGCUCCUGAAGGCCAUUGAGGUUUUGAAGGACGAGCUCAACAAGCUGAUAUUCCUUGUGACCGACGGAGAAGAGAACGCGUGGCCUUUAAUCGAAGACACGAAGGGGGAUCUUCUGAGCUCAGGCGCCCGGGUCAUCACGCUGGGUAUUGGGUUGGACGCGGACCGGCAGCUUAAUAACUUGACGAGAGAGACAACCGGGGCUUCGUAUCAUUUCAUCGACGAGCCUUACAGCUUCGACCUAGAAUACAGCCUCGAGGCCAUCCAGGAUUUUAUACCUUCACCCACAAAGAGCAGUGUGCUAUACCGUAAAACAUUCCUUAACGUGAGCCAGUUGACCACACUGCAGGAGCAUUUCUACGUUGACUGUUGCCUGAAUAAGAUGGGUAUUAUAAUUGACAUGGAAAGUGACGACCAGUAUACACCGCAGCUUAAAGAUCCCAAUGGGCAGACUGUUGAUGGUCAAUUCGAGAAGUUGCUGCAUGCGUGGGUUUUUGACGUGAGCAAGCCCGAGCCCGGAAAAUGGCUAUGGACUGUUAAGGUGAUAGCUGGAGCAAGCAGCGUAAGGGUCAGUGUUAAGGUACAGACUGAUGAUUCCUCCUCCAUCUCGGUGCGAACUUGGAGAAACGGUUCACCCACUCAGAAAAAAAGUAUCUUUAUGACUGAAUUAAAGAAGGGAGUCUGUCCAGUUCUACAUGCCAGAAUAAGCAUGGAAACGAUGGAUAUCAAGUCGACCAAAGUGAAGAGCAUAGUGCUGCAUGACGACGGCGACCACUCCGACCUGGUCAGCGGCGAUGGAAUUUAUUCCGGCUCCUUGGAGAAUAGCAAUGGAAUCUUCACAAUGUCCACCUGGAUUAAUGGAAUGAAUGCGAGUACCUCAUGCCCGGGGAGCAGCGAGGCAAGACGCCGGCGCCGGCAUGUUCUACGGCGACCCAGUUACUGUUGUGGAAGCAAUGUUACCACCUCUGGAGAUUCGGUGCCCACGGGGACGUUCUACAGAUCCAGCAGUUCGGGAUCCAUCGAAAUCACAUCCAUCCCUUCCAAAGGCUCACUCCCGCCAUCGCCUGUGCGGGACCUGCAGGUGUCACCGCUGACGCCCAACACAUACCAGCUCUCCUGGACUGCCACUGGCGACGACUUGGACAACGGUGUGGUAAGUGAGUACGAGCUGCUUUUGCUAGACAGCUGGACGGGACGCGCCAAGGCCUUCGAACACGCCCGCCUCAUCAACCUCAGUCACGUGGUCGAGGGAGACUUCGAGGCCCAAGUGCUCCUCGAGGCCGGGUCGAAGAUCGUCGUCAACGUCUCGCUGAAACUAGACAGUGACAAAUACUUGGCUAUCAGAGCGGUCGACGCCAUGGGCAACAGAGGCAAUGUGUCCGAUGUGUCGACCUUAAAUUUCAUUGGAAGCAUUACAAGCGUCGCUCCCACGACCAUGGACCCCAGCAGUACAGUUGGCACCGGGAGUGACAGUGCCAGUAGCAGUGAUCCCAGAAUCAACAGAAAUCACACUAAAACUGAGGACAAGAGUGACACUGUUAAUGGCACGAGGGCCAGCGGUGAUCACACUAUAACGAACGGCUUCAACAGUAACACAUUACGGAAUGAAAAGGGACUCUCUACAAAGGUGCUGACCAUUAUUUUGAUUGUAACAUUGUGUUUGGUAACGAUAGCUGUAUUUUGCUCGGUGCACUACUGCCGCAGGAAGGCAAACUGGAGGCCGAAGAUCUGAAAAAUGACCACCUCUAAUGUCUGAAUAAACACCUGCGAUGAUUUCAUGCCAGCCUACAGAUAUGAUUAUCAAUAAACAUCAAUCACUAUGCAGAUAGAAAAAAAAACAACCUGUGAUAAAACCUGGGUUCACUGUAGCGGUGUUUUGUGUUCAUAUUCACUGUUUGUAAAUCAUCACUCACUUUCAAAGAUCUAUAUCUAAUUCUAUUCUGAUGAUUUGAUUGGUUCUUAGAUUAUUGACGUAAAACAUUUCAAAAUGAGGAUUGCUUUUACGAGGCUCAUGUUAGAUUCCUUUCUAAAUGUGCGAUGCGAUUGCGAUUUGCGAAGUUCUGGCUUCGCCCGGGCCUUCGGCUAUGGCCGGCCUGUGUCUUUUUAGGGCUGGCUCAUUUUAUUCUGUGACACUCAGCGCUUACCGUGGCGGUGGGAUUGCCAGCAGGCGCUCCUGCUGCCAUGGGGUAAGCGAAUCGCAAAGUCUCUUUACCAGCACGGCGGCUGUUGCGGCGGUCCCUGUCUCAGGAAUUGUGUGUGUACACAAUUCUCUAAUAAUGUGUAAGUGUGGCGUUCGGCUCGCCGCAAUGCAUGCAACACCUCUCUUCGCGGACAAUGGUCUCAAUUAUCUGCCAUUUACAGUGGUAGUUUAGACGCAUUCUGUGAAGAAUGGCUUCGGCACUUCUGUUGUUUAGCUCAGAGAUUGCCAGUAGUCCAUAGCCUGUUGCUUCUGAGUACCAUCUGGCCGAGGGGGAGGAUCUCGUUGCCUCUCUGUGAAGCUGCAGAAGGAAGGAGUUGGCGACACCAGUACACUUCCUCCGAAGUAAAUUACGGCUUGGCUUAAUGAUCAUGGGAUUAGGGGGCAUACCCCUGCCAGAGACGGCUAGUCUGUCAGCAAGCUCAUUCCCUCUGAUGCCAAUAUGGCUAGGGACCCAGUUAAUAAUGAUUCUUCUGCCCUGAGCCAGUAUUCUUUGGGCUAUUGUCAGUAUUGUGGUCAGGAGGUAGAUAUUGUCUUUGGGUGAGCUGUGCUUCGACAAAGUCAGGGUGGGGGGAGUCCAUGCCCUUGGCGAGAAGCUGCGCUUUGAGCUCAUAGCUUAUCAACACCCUGGCUGUGUGGGACAGCCACGAGUUGUUUGUGAACAGCUCGUUGUCUUGUUCCAGGCGUCUGACUAGUUUUUGUCUUAGGCUUGUGUUCUUGGGAGCCUGGAUGACCUUUGCAAAGAAAUUGGUUGCCAAUAGAUCGAUUCGUGAGUCCAGGGGGAAAAGGUUGGCCUCCAUCAGGAGGUUGGGGACCUUUGACCACCUCGGGGCACUCAGAAUGAUUCUGGCAGCUUCACUUUGGACUGUUUCCAAUUUUUCUUUGUAUGUUUGCUUUCUGCCAAUUAGAGCGACUGAGGCAUAAUUCACAAUGGGCCUGACAGCAUGUACAUAGAAGGAUCUUAGUACUUUGUGUCUGGCUCCUAUGUGUUUCCCAGUCAUUGCUCUCAUUGCUCGGUCGACCAGGUAGUCGGUCUCCUGCUGGAAGGAGAGGGUUCGGUCUACCCAUAACCCAAGGUAUUGGAAGACCGGGACCCAUUUCAAGUCUACUCCCUGGAUUUUCAGACUUGUGCCUUAAACUUGCCUUCUCAGAGCCUUGGCUUUAGAUUUGGCUGCAGAGAUCUUAAGUCCUGUCCUACAACACUCCUCAGACACAAGGUCCAGACAACGCUGGGCUCUACUUAGGCAUUGUGUCCCAAUGGAGGUGAUAGCAAGAUCGUCUGCAUAAGAGAUCUUGCACCCCACUGGGAGGUUUAUGUUGAGGAUACAGGACAUAAGUGUGUUGAAUAGGGUUGGACUGAGAACCCCACCUUAUAGAGUCCCAUUUUCGAGUGGCAAGUGCUGAGAUAGGUGACCCUGGAACUUUACUCUGGCUGUUCUGUUCCUAAAGUAGUCACCUAUCCAAGCCAAGAGCUUUCCUCUGAUUCCCUUCUGGGCCAGGCACUCCUGAAUGCCAAGAGGACUUGCUAAUUCGAAGGCCUUUUCCAGGUCAAGGAAUACUACCACGGCUGAGAUUGUGCUGACUGUGAGCGUGGCUAUGCUGUGUGCAGUGCUCAUUCCCCUGGUGAACCCGUGGAGGUGUUCGUGUGGGGGUCCCAUUUUCCAUAGGAGCCGGUUUAGUACCAUCCUCUCGGCCAUCUUGGCCAGACAGCUGAGGAGAGAGAUGGGGCGGUACUUCCCUGGUACCUUUGGUUUUGGGAUAGGAACUAUGGUAGCCCUCUUUCAGCUCUGUAGUAGAGAGGAAGAUUCCCAGGACUUGUUGAUGAGCUGCAGGAGUGCAAGGUCACCUUCUCGUCCUAGGCGGGAGAUAAUGGGAUACGUGAUCCCAUCAGAGCCCGGGGCUGUGUUGGAACUGAAUUUGUAGGCUUUUCUAAGUUCCCUCAGAGAAAAGAUAACAUCUGAGUUAUAGGGUUCGGCUGCCCUUUCUCUGAUCUGAGCAAGUCUGUCUGCAUUCAGGCUUUCUUGUUUGGCCCACAGUUCAGCUGGUAGACUGUUGCUGCUUGUUCUCUCAGAGAACUUGUGCACCAGUCUGUUUGCUUCUGCUUGAGGGUCGUAGUGCGUUCGUCUCGGGGCUGAGCGACUGGUAGCUCGCCUGACCCGUUGCCACAGCUCUGAGAGGGUCUGACUCUGUUGGCAGUUUCCUUGGCAUCCCUGACAGCCUCCCUCAACAGUGCGAGGUUGUCAGGGGUUCUUUGCCUUCAGAAUAGUUUUCGGCACAUGUUUACCCUGUGGUUGACCUCCCUGAUCUCGUCGUUAAAGUACCAGGCGUCCUUGUGACACCUGGACCCAGGCCGAGUUUUGGGUAUGGUCAGUGAGGCUGCUUGGGUUAUGGCUUCUACCAGUCUGGCUUCGAGCACAUCCACAUUUUCGGCUUGUGUGGAUUCAUUGCCUCUCAGACAGUGGGCCAAGGCGUUCUGGAACGCUUGCCAGUUGGCCUUGUCUGUUUUCCAUCUUGGAUUUGGUCGUGGGAAUUCGGCUGGGCCUGCGUCCAUGAGUGUGGUAACCAUGCCGUAAUGGUCGCUUGUGACAGUCUCAUCGACACACCAGUUGAUCCUGUCCACCAGAGUCGCAGUGACCAGGGUGAGGUCUAGUACCCCACCUCUGACAUGCGUUGGCUCUUGGGUGUUGAGGAGAGCGAUCUCGGGGAACGUCUCAAGCACGUUGGCUAUGUGAUGGCCAGCUGCAUCCGGUCCCCAGAAGGGAGCCAGGAUGGGAUGAUGUGCAUUGAAGUCUCCCCCAAUGAUCACUCAGUCUUGUGCAGCAGACGCACAGACCUGGCUGAUAUCUAAGCUACUACAGCCUGGCCGGUUGUACACGUUGUACAAUUUGAGGGGCCCCCAGGCCAGGUGGAUCUCUACGGCGAGAGAUUCUGUCUCGUCUCCACAGUGCAGUGCAUCGGCUAUUGCGGAGCAGGGGAUUGUUGCUUUAACAAGGGUGAUCAGGCCUCUUUUGCCAACAGUUUGUGGCACCAUGAAGACGUGUAUGUAUGUAUGUAUGUGCCAUGUUAACAUUAUGAAAAUGAAAAUCUGAAACUUGAAUGGUCCGAAAAUAAGCUCUUGAGUGAUUUGAUUGCAUGAAAUAAUUUAGCACAGAAACUUGAUCAUUUUGGGAGAUGAGAAGAGGAAUCAGUCAUGCAAAUGGUACAUGUGCUUAAGCCUCUGUUUAAUGAUGUUCUUCGAACUGAUAUGUUACAGCAUGACGUGAAGGAUAAUAAGGAAUGCAAUGCAGUAUAUGUUGAUAAUGAGUCAAUUAAAAGGAUUGAUUAAUAGUUCUAAAUCUGAUGGAAUUUCAUAUAGAUUUUGCACAGAUUACCGGAAAGUGAAUGAUGUAACUAAGGCUGGAUGAUCAUACUGAUCAAGUAGGAGAUGCGAAAUAUGUAACUAAAUAGCUUUAUUAAAAGGAUGCCAGGUAGUAUCACAUACUAAGACAGCCAAAGAAAUCUCAGCAUUCGUGGCUAUCUUAUAAUUUUGUAUGAAAAACAGAGUGUCAUACCAUCUCAUUUGCUAAUCUGCAAUAGUUAGUGUAACGAUUGUUCGCGGGCAUGACGUCACCGCUGACUGUGGUAAAGCUGUAUGCAGUGGUAGGCCUAAGCAAGGGGGAAGGUCUUUCCAGCAGAGGAGGCCGUGACGACUGUUAUAGUGGUAGUCCCGAGGUGUGGGCCACUAUAGUGUCAUAUCGGCUGCUGAUAAUUGUUAUAGUUGAAUAUAUAUAUAAGAACUGUUGGCUGAUAAUAAGAAGCUAUACUAUCGGCACUAUUCUGAAGAAGGAACCAGCGAGAAGACUGGAUGCUGGUCAAGAUAGUGUAAAGUGCGCGGUAAAUGAACAAUGAAAAAAAAGUGAAGUGAUUUAAUGAAAAGCUGAGUGAACGAAAUAGCCGAUAAAAAUUCAUUCUUUGUGUGUGUAUUAUGUUAACCUUCGUUAAUAAGAUUUAAUAGUA